AUGUCUAGCCAAAUUCAAUCUAUUCAGCUUGUGGAAGGGAUAAAAUUUAUCCUUUUUGAAAAUGAAUAUGGAGUAUGUGGCGAUCUGAAUCGGCAACGAUGGAGCCCUAAGAACCUUGAAACAUUUGAAGUACAUUUCUUUGUGUACAAAUCACUAUGGCGUUCUUUAAAAGAGGAAGAGAAUGAAAUCGCUGCAGCUAUUACUGCCGAAAUAUGGAACUAUCAAAAAACUUUGGCGAAAAAUACUCUUUUGAAAAUACUAAAACAAAACGACGACAUCAUCAUUCAAAUCAUAAAAUUUGAUGAGAAAGAAAAGUGCUACGACUAUUUGAGUUCAUUGAAACUGCCUUUAGAAGCUUGGAACAAAUUAAUGUCAUCAAAAAAUGAAAUCGAUGUUCACCUCUCCAUGAAACGUAGAUCUGAAGAUGUUCCCACGACAACCUUGUAUCGUAUCAAGUACACUGAUGAUAAUAUCCAAACUAAAUAUGGAAUUUGGAAUACCUCCAUAGGAACUGUCCAGUCUCAAAUGGAAGAAAAGAAAUUGGUAACUGCCCACGUUGACAUCCAGAAGGAAAGCUUUCAGACACCUUCCAUAAACGAUUUGAUACUGCAUUCGUGUUUGUAUCUUUUGAAAGUUGAAAUCGAAAAACAAGGAUUGCAUUCCUGUACUGUGUCAGUAGAAUUAUUUGAAAAGGUUAUCGUCAACAUCAAGAGACAGAAUAUUUCACGCACAACCAUGGUAUUAGCAGCUGUUUUGAAAUGUGCUGAUAUUUGUGAUGUCGGUUGCACUUCAAAAAUGUUCUUUAACCUUAUGAACAUGGACUUGAAAAGUAUGGUCUAUCCAGUGUCUAACACACAACGUGUGAUCAACGAUAUCUUGGAAGUGACAUUUGGUAAUCAAUAAAUUUAAAGUCGCAUAAAAAUGCCUACAUUUUUAAAUGUCAGUCAAUUCCUGACUACUGCAAAUUGACUUUUUGUAUAGAUUUAUAACAAGUAAUAAAUGAAAGAUCACAAAUAUAAUACACUUACUUUGUUUAUUUAUUGAUUUUCGCAUAAUUAUUGCAUCAUUUUCGGUUUAGGCAUGCCCAGACAUGGCUGAUGAUCAUUCACAUAACCAGGCGC
Molecule: messenger RNA, 1121 nt
Organism: Owenia fusiformis
Lineage: Eukaryota; Metazoa; Annelida; Polychaeta; Sabellida; Oweniidae
Source: the annotation of a GenBank genome assembly